CUUUGAAUACAGGUACUAGCAGUAGGAAGCGUUUGCACAUGAAAUUGUUGAUCCCAAAGUUCGAGGAAUCUAGACUAUGUAACAAGUCCCCUAAUCAGCCAUGCUUUUUUGAAUAGAAUACAUAGAUGAUGUUCUUAAACAUGCUUCUCAAUAGAAAAGAUGCUGGGUAUAUCAUCACCAACAGUAUACUUUUCAUAGCGAGCCGAAGCCAAAUUUUAUACGCAUAUCCGAACUAUGAGCUAGUUAAUUUCAAUGUAGGAGUUUUGCCUACAACAGGUGCCGGUGGGGCCCGAUGUGCAGGAUCCAUAAGAUAACCUAUCCUCAACAUACUUACAGAUUGAAAUUAUGAUGAACAGAAAUGAAUAGUUUUGAUAAUGAACUCACUUAGUUACGUCGUCAUGCGAAAAUCGGCUUUUCCGACUCAAAGACAUAACAGUGACACGACUUUAUUUAUUUUAACGAUGAGACAAAGAGCUUAAUUUUCGUGAAAAUGGACGUGCUUAAUUAUCAAAUAUAAGUAUUCAUCACGUACUAGCAGGACGAUGACCAUACGAUGUCAUGACAUCAAAUCGACGCACAUCGAUCAAAAUAGAGAUUGAUAGUAGUAGUUGCUGAGCUUAAAACCUGCCUAUGCUAGAGAAGAUGAACGCCGAUCAUAGAAAACAUAAAAGGUCAGAGCAACAAGAC
Messenger RNA from Amoebophrya sp. A25, 687 nucleotides. The record is from the annotation of a GenBank genome assembly. Lineage: Eukaryota; Dinophyceae; Syndiniales; Amoebophryaceae.